Molecule: messenger RNA, 951 nt
Organism: Acipenser ruthenus (sterlet)
Lineage: Eukaryota; Metazoa; Chordata; Actinopteri; Acipenseriformes; Acipenseridae
Product: C-type lectin domain family 1 member A-like
Exons: 6
Coding region: 69-812 (247 amino acids)
Source: RefSeq, a predicted model, not a curated record
CUACAGUCUGCACUGUUAAUAUAACAGUCAGAACUUCCUCUUUAGCUCACUUCUCUACAACACUAGCAAUGGAGAUGGACAACAUUUACACUGGGCUGCAGAAGCCCUCGGAGGAUGUCUACUCAACAAUAAACAAUCCCCAAGGCAGGACAGCAGGUGUACAACAGGGUGUUUCCCCAGUCCAGCCCAGUUCUUGUUCCAGUGUCACCAUUGCUCUGGGAGUUACAGUGUGUGUCUUACUGGUUGCAGUCAUCGGCAUGGGAAUAGCAAUUCUGCAAAUACAAGGAACACACUGUGUUCCUGGAAAUAGCAGUACAGCAUCACAAACGUCAACAGACUCUUAUAUGAAGAAUAGCAGCGGCCUGGUGAGAUCAUUUUGUUGGGAUCAAGACAAUGGAGAUGAAGCUGAUCUGUGUGAAAUCUGUCCAAGGACCUGGAGGUGGAAGUACAAUGGAAGCUGUUAUGACUUUUCCUUGAUACCACAGUCAUGGGUGUCCAGUAGCAAUGCCUGUUCUAAAGAUGGAGGUCAUCUCGUUGUGAUUGAUGACCAGCAGGAGUUGCACUUCCUACGUAGUAAGAUGGUAGGAGGUACAUUUUACUGGAUUGGGCUGAAAGGCAAAUUGAGCCUGGAAGAAUGGCGCUGGGUGGAUAACACAACUUUCAAUGCAACUCUGUUUCCCUUCAACAACACUGAUCACAGAGGACGGGACUGUGUUAUCAUUUCUAACACUAAGAAAUAUUCAGAACCUUGUGAGACAGGGAGACCCAGGAUCUGUGAGAGGAAAGCUCUCCGCUUGUCACCCAAUCCUUGACCACUUUCAAAAGAGAUUGUAAAUUAACUGCAGAAGAGGAGGAUAUUUUUUAAAUGCCUCUAAAAAUGCCUUGCCAACAAGCAACCCUUUGUUUCUUAAUUUUUUAUUGAAAAUAAAAAUGAGCAAACCUGUGCUUAAU